Tupaia belangeri chinensis (Chinese tree shrew) is the source of this 1804-nucleotide messenger RNA. It is a transcript of the gene HERPUD1, whose product is annotated as homocysteine inducible ER protein with ubiquitin like domain 1. The record is from RefSeq and is a predicted model, not a curated record. Gene Ontology annotation, biological process: negative regulation of endoplasmic reticulum stress-induced intrinsic apoptotic signaling pathway; ubiquitin-dependent protein catabolic process; endoplasmic reticulum unfolded protein response. The transcript has 8 exons. NCBI's taxonomy places the organism in Eukaryota, Metazoa, Chordata, Mammalia, Scandentia, Tupaiidae. Gene Ontology annotation, molecular function: transmembrane transporter binding. Bases 32 to 1207 code for a protein of 391 amino acids. Gene Ontology annotation, cellular component: endoplasmic reticulum membrane.
GGAGAGCAGCCGAGCCCACAGUGCCGCGGACAUGGAGCCCGAGCCGGAGCCCGAGCAUGUCACGCUGCUGGUGAAAAGCCCCAACCAGCGCCACCGCGACCUGGAGCUGAGCGGCGACCGCGCCUGGACAGUGGGCCACCUCAAGGCCCACCUGAGCCGCGUCUACCCCGAGCGCCCGCGUCCGGAGGACCAGAGGUUAAUUUAUUCUGGGAAGCUGUUGUUGGAUCACCAGUGUCUCAGGGACUUGCUUCCAAAGCAGGAAAAACGGCAUGUUUUGCAUCUGGUGUGCAAUGUGAGCAAUCCUUCAAAAACGUCAGAAACCAGCACAAAGGUUGCUGAAUCCACAGAGCAGCCAGCCAGUCCUAAUCCAGGACAGUAUCCUGGGGAUUCCUCCAGUGAAGGUUUAAGGCAAAGGGAAGCUCUUCGGAACCUUUCUCCCUCUGAAUGGGAGAACAUUUCAAGGCCUGAAGCUACACAGCAGGCAUUCCAGGGCCUGGGGCAUGGCUUCUCUGGCUACACGACCUACGGGUGGUUGCAGCUAUCCUGGUUCCAGCAGAUCUAUGCACGGCAGUACUACAUGCAGUAUUUAGCUGCCACUGCUGCAUCGGGGGCUUUUGUCCCAUCACCAAGUGCACAAGAGAUACCUGUGGUCUCUGCACCUGCUCCCACCUCUAUCCACAAUCAGUUUCCAGCUGAAAACCAGCCAGCCAAUCAGAAUGCAGCUCCUCAGGUGGUGGUUAAUCCUGGAGCCAAUCAAAAUUUGCGGAUGAACGCACAGGGCGGCCCUAUUGUGGAGGAAGAUGAUGAGAUCAAUCGCGAUUGGUUGGAUUGGACCUACUCAGCAGCAACGUUUUCCGUUUUCCUCAGCAUCCUCUACUUCUACUCCUCCCUGAGCAGAUUCCUCAUGGUCAUGGGGGCCACCGUUGUCAUGUACCUGCAUCACGUUGGGUGGUUUCCGUUUAGACCAAGGCCAGUUCAGAACUUCCCAAACGAUGGGCCUCCUCGUGAAGCCGUAAAUCAGGACCCCAACAAUAACCUACAGGAAGGUUCCGAUCCUGAAACUGAAGACCCCAACCACCUCCCUCCGAACAGGGAUGUCUUAAAUGAAGAGCAGACCAGCCCCUCAUUUAUGAACACUGCAUGGCUCGUUUUCAAGACUUUUUUUGCCUCUCUUCUUCCGGAAGGGCCCCCAGCCAUAGCAAACUGAUGGCAUUCGUAUUUAGCGGCUAGAGGCUUCCACAGGCAUGGACUGGAUCAUCUGGCUCCAGCUGGAUUUCCUCACCCGGAAGUGGCAGUGACCCGGAGUGAUUGAAAAACCAACAAGGAUGAUGAUAAUGCUUUUGUGAUCAGGCAAAAGCAAAAAUAAGACAUGAAGCCAUGAUACAUAUUGAUGAACAAAAAAAGUCCACGGCUUCUCAUGUCUUUAUUCUGAAGAGCUUUAAUAUAUACUGUAUGUAGUUUAAUAGGCUUUGUAAGUAGAGGGCAUUAAGUGUCGCAUGUUUAUGCCUGAGGAACUUCUCCAGAUGUGUGUCUGCAUGUGUGAUUGUAUAUAGACGUCCUAGAUGCAGAAAUGGUUCUGCUGGUAAGAUUUGAUUCCUGUUGGAAUGUUUAAAUUACACUAAGUGUACUACUUUAUAUAAUCAAUGAAAUUGCUAGACAUGUUUUAGCAGGACUUUUCUAGAAAGACUUAUGUAUAAUUGCUUUUUACGACGCAGGGCUUUACUUUAAACCCAGGGGAACUUUGCAGAGGUGAAAACCUUUGCCGGGUUUUCUGUUCAAUAAAGUUUUACUAUGAACGACCCCG